AUGGCAAGUUUCAAAUUAGAUAUACCCGUAGACUUAUCUGAGAAAACAACAGAUAAAUUAGAUCUUUCUAAAAAAAUUAUUCAUUUAAUUUCAGGCGCUACUGGCAUCUUGACAAUCUGUAUUGUUGCCCCACUUAUUACUAUCGAAGUCCGCUAUUUGGGCGCAGGUAAAGCAGGUCCUAAUUACACAUUGUUUGUUGCAUUAUUUACUAUUGCUACCCCUUUCUUCUUGGUCUAUUUCCCUUUUAUGUAUGAACGUUAUAAUAAGUUUAAACGACUUGGCAAGUUUAUGAUGAAAAACCGUACCAACUUGAUCUUUUGUGGAUUUGAUAGCUUUUUAUGGGCUACUGCAGGAAUUGCAAUUACUGUUCAUGCUAAUAAUGAUGCCAAUUGUGCAUAUGAUGCAGAAUUAACAGAUACAUAUGGAUCAUCUUAUACGAGUGCAUGGUCAACACAAUGUAAUUUAGCAAAAACUACAGCGGCAUUUACUUGGAUCACCUGUAUUUUAUGGUUAGUGACACUAUGUCUAACAGGCAUUAACUUUUGGAAAGAAAAAUCAAUCAUUCAACAAAGAUUAAAUGAACAUCGAUUAAAUAAACAACAAAAGUUUGAAGAGCAACAAAAGCAGGAGGAAGAAGAAGAUGAAAGUAAUUAUCGAUAUGAGGUUAAUGCUGGAGAACAUGAAGACAAAUCACCUUUUAUUGAUCCACAUCAGCCACAAUCAACGUUACCUUUUGUAGACCCUAAUAGUCAAUAUAAUAUGCAACAACAAAGUACAGUAGCUUAUGAUCCAUACUAUGGACAGUCUCAACCACAGCCUAAUUUUACAACACCUGGACAAUAUGCUAAUGAACCACAUGUAUUCUCACCUAUGCCACAACCAGAACCAUCCUAUUAUAAUAAUAAUAAUAAUCAUUACUAA
Molecule: messenger RNA, 921 nt
Organism: Cokeromyces recurvatus
Lineage: Eukaryota; Fungi; Mucoromycota; Mucoromycetes; Mucorales; Mucoraceae
Exons: 3
Coding region: 1-921 (306 amino acids)
Cellular component (GO): membrane
Source: RefSeq, a predicted model, not a curated record